Myiozetetes cayanensis is the source of this 2507-nucleotide messenger RNA. It is a transcript of the gene NGB, whose product is annotated as neuroglobin. The coding region runs from base 65 to 550 and encodes 161 amino acids. Gene Ontology annotation, molecular function: heme binding; oxygen binding. The transcript is spliced from 4 exons. Lineage: Eukaryota; Metazoa; Chordata; Aves; Passeriformes; Tyrannidae. The record is from RefSeq and is a predicted model, not a curated record.
CCCGCGGUGCCAGCGCCUCGCCUCGCCUCGCCUCGCCUCGGGCGGCCAGAGGCAGAGCCCCGCCAUGGAGAGCGGGAUGCCGCUGACGGGCGGGCAGCGAGCGCUGAUCCGGGAGAGCUGGCGGAGGGUGAGCGGCAGCCCCGAGCAGCACGGCCUCGUCCUCUUCACCAGGUUGUUUGACUUGGAUCCUGACCUGUUGCCCCUUUUCCAGUACAACUGCAAGCAGUUUGCCAGCCCUCAGGAGUGCCUCUCUGCCCCCGAGUUCCUGGAUCACAUCAGGAAGGUGAUGCUGGUGAUCAAUGCUGCUGUGAGUCACCUGGAGAACUUGUCCUGCCUGGAAGAGUAUCUCUGCAACCUUGGCAAGAAGCACCAGGCAGUUGGUGUGAAGAUCGAGUCUUUCUCGACUGUCGGCGAGUCCUUGCUGUACAUGCUGGAGAAAUGCCUUGGGACUGCCUUCAGCCCAGAGGUGCAGGAGGCUUGGAGCAAACUCUACAGUGCUGUGGUGAAAGCCAUGCAGCAUGGCUGGGACACCCACCCAGAAGGGGACUAGAUCUUGCCAGCCAUCCCCAUCCCUAACCACGCAGCGGUCCUGAGCACGGGGAGCACUCUCUGCCACUCCCCACCUGUCUCUGUGCACCAGCCCAUCGCUGUCUCCACUAGUCAUGUGUGCUUUGGGGCUCUCACAGUGAUUCGACCUUGCUUCAACACAUCUCUGCCUUUGCUAAAGGCUGGCAGGGUACAUCUCUGAAGAGAAGCCUGGGUGUGCCGCAGCACAGGUGUGCCACCCUGCCCCAAGUUCCUUUGGGCUAGUUGGAGCACCAACACCCAUGUACCUACUCUGUUUUUUAGCUGGCUCAUCUUCCCUGCUCUGAGUAGCCACCCUAGUUAGGUGAAAGCUGGCAUAGGCCUCUUGGGCUUAUUUGCUCAAGGUCCUAUUUGCCGUGCCCGUACUUGCCAGGUCUGGCACUGCUCACUCCUCUUGGGCUGCUGUAUCUGGUUCAGCUGUGACAGUGAUGGAUUUGGCUUCCUCCAGGGGCAGGGGCAGCAAAGGUGAGGGCUGGUCAUACCACGAGGCUGUCCUCAAAACUUUUUCCCCUAUCCCUUCACCAACACAAAAGAUGGUUAAUCCUGGUGCUCUCUUCAGCUUUGCCUCUGCCCUAGAUGGGAUCCAUAGUUUUCUGUGUGUCACGUUGGUCACAACUCAGUAGGUUUCCUAGGGAUGAUUGCAGUGGUGUCACAUUAAGGUGAGGCUGCUUUUGGCAGGUCUGGGCUGCCAGCUGAAAGGCUUUGUAUUGAUUUGGCCAGUUGGUUUAACCUUAGAGCCAUCUGAAAUGCUGUAGCAGUGUCUGUUUACUGCUUUGUGUUGAGGAGAAUAAAGUAAACACAAGGCAAAGAUGUCUUAAAAUAAAAAUGAAGGUUGCAAUCAUGUCAUGGCAACAGCUUCCAGAAAUUCUGGCUCUCGGCCAGAGGAAGCAUAGCUGGAAUCUUUCAGCUGAUGCUAUCAGAAUCUGGAGUGCUUCCCAGCUGCACACAGUGCCCAUGUGCAGAGUUCCUCACCCUCAUAGGAAUGAAAAGACAGCAUCUGCCAGAAGAAAUCCCAGAAAAUGGCUGAGAAGCGGUACCUGAGGGCUCUGGGGGUAGCUGAGCUUGAGCACUUUAAGGAAGCGUUCAUCUUUAUGUGGAAGCCACUGUGGAACAGGCAGAACCAGGUUUCUAGGCAUUACUAGCCCCAGAGCAAGGACAUGGAGCAAUUUUUCAGUUACAGGGGUAUGGACAGGAGUAGUCUGGUGUUGAGGGCUGAGAUGGUCCUGUUCUGGAGACAUUCCUCCAGUAUUCAGAUGUCCACUCUGGGGCAGGAGAAGGCUCCAUGUAGCUGAGGUCUCUCAAGCCCAUGCCAGGGAGGGGAUGAUGGGUCUCUGAUUCCCUGGCACUAGGUCUUAUGGUAGCCAUGGGCUUCCAGCAAGCAAAGAGCCUUCCAGCUGUGUUUGGUAGGCAAACUGAGAGGUGUUGUGGAUCAGGUAGUGAACAUCCCCAUGUUCAUUGUUCUCCCCAUGGUAACAUGUAGUUCUGCCCCUGCAGUGCUACAGUGUGGUGCUGUGCAUUCUGGCCUGUGGCUCUCUCCAUCUGCUGGGUGAGGUGAAGUCCUCCCCAUUCUUGCACCCAGCAGUGAGGGAUGGAGGACCCAGGCCUGAAGGGAGGCACUAGCUGUGAUGGCAUGAUAUGGGGCAGGAGGGUUUGGGAAUGGGAAUAUCCUCUUUGCAACCCUGUUUUGGGGCAUCAGCCUUCAGCAUCAUGGGAAUGUGACACCUUCUGGCUCUGUGUGACAAGUAGGCAGCUGUGUGAUGAGUGGGGUGUGGGUGUUACUACCCCAAACCAUCCCUGCUCCCUCUAGCUUUCCCAGCUCCUUGACUUCUCUUUUUCUGUGCCACAUUUUGUGUAACUCCCAAGAGAACUGGACUAGUCUGUGUGCCUCUUAUACCCAGCUGUACUGUUUAAUAAAGAACAAG